AUGGAUGUCUCUAAUGAUGAAUAUCUCUCCCGUUGUUCUUCGCUUGCGGAUUCCUCUGAUGUUCCCUUGUUUCCUUUUAGACCCUUGUUAGACAUUUCCACUCCUUCUCAAGGAUUACUUGUUGCCUUUUUAUGCAAUGAUGUUCCUCUCAUUAAUGAUCCAGUCGCCUAUUGGCAUACUAUCUCAGACAUGAAAGCCUUCUUUGAAUUACUAAGUUUUUCUAGAUUCACUCCUUUGCGGUCCUCCUACUUUGUAAUUGAUUGGACUCUUACUUUUGGCCUUCUUAAAGACACUCUUUACUAUCGUAUAGAUGUUUCAUGUAUCUCUGCCUCUCUUCAAUUCUGGCUCCAGCUCUGGUUUGAUGAACUUCCCUUGAUGUUUCAUUUACGACAUCAUUACCCGGAUUUAUAUGCGGAUGACUCUUUGUGUCCAAAUUGCAGUAUCUUUAUGGAAACCUUUGAACACUUCUUUACAUGCUCUCCAGAUGCUGACUCCAGUCUGGUUGGAAAUAGUUCUUUUCCAAUACCUUGUCAACGUGUUCUAUUGGAACUAAUGGAUCGAUUUUUAAACUGCCUUGCUCGAAAAGCUUCAUCUUCUCCUAAAGCCUGGCAGGACUUGGAUUCUCUCCUUUACCAAUUAAAAGCUCUUCCUUCUGUUGGCUUUUCAUCUCUUCAAACAUACUCUGACUCUGAACUACCUCGGCGUUCUGCCUGCAAUAUUAUUUUAAGAAAUUUUCUUAAAUUACAACGUGAAAUUUACCACCAACUUUGGCGUCCAAGAUGUAAGAUGAAAUCCCUUAAAGAUAAGGCAUUAGAUAUCAUGUCCGCCAUUCUUCGCAUGACUAAAAGUUCCAAUUUUACAAAUUUUCACUAUGACACCUCUUCGGUGACCUCUUUCCUGACCAACGAGUCUUUUUCUCCGCUUCAGGCUUUCAAAUGGUCCUCACUUGUGGUUAUACGUCUUGACAAAGGUUUACACGAAGAAGAUUUUAAUGAUGACGAGGACGACCCUUGCCUUAUUCUCCAGCUUAUUUCUCUUCAAGUUCAAUAUAAUAACGACCUUUCUUACGUCAGAAAAUAUCUUUUAUUCCAUAGAGCUCAUAUUCAGCUUACUCCCUACGAAAGAUCGACUUCUGAUUAUCCUGUUACACCAAUCAGCCUAUCUACGAAUCUUUUUGUUGAUGACUUAUUUGAGAAUCCCGUUCCUGCCAAUCUGAGUUCCCAUGAUGUAGAUCAUUUGGAUAGUUCUCUUGAAAAUUUGGGGUUUUCAGAUAUUACUUUUGAUGAUAUUAUUUCUCUGACUAUUAAUUGGAAUAAUUAUCUUGAUCCUAAUGCUGAUGAAGAUGAUUUAAUUGAGGAUGACCUAAGAAUGGAUGAAUUUAUGGGCACAAUGUAUGCUGCAUUUGGUCUUCUUCUGGUCUCAUCAGCUACUUCUCGUUCUUCCUCUCCUGUUUUGGUUACUUAUGAUGCUAUGAGUUUAAUGUUUUUAUCUGAUUCAGAUGAUGAAUUUUCCAAUUCUGAUGAUGACUUUUCCUUCCUGCCUUUCGAUAAAGAAACUUUCUUGUAUUAUGAAACUGAAUAG
Rhizophagus irregularis DAOM 181602=DAOM 197198 is the source of this 1581-nucleotide messenger RNA. RefSeq lists its product as uncharacterized. The record is from RefSeq and is a predicted model, not a curated record. Lineage: Eukaryota; Fungi; Glomeromycota; Glomeromycetes; Glomerales; Glomeraceae.